ACCGUGGAAGCUGAUUGGUUCAAGAAUCAUGUGACUCUGUGACCAUUGGUCUAUAAACUUCCUCGAAGCUGCAAACGCGCGAAAUAUUUAACAGUCGGUUUCAGUCGUACUGUCCUGUGUGACUACAUUUAUAUGUUAUUUGUGUACUGUAUUUACUUAAGUAAAGCUUAUUUAAGUCAAAAUGGACUGUGUGGAUUUCCCAAGAGUUCUGCCAAAUUCACCAAGGAAAGCACGGGGACAAAUUCAGGUAAUCUUUGGACCAAUGUUUUCAGGCAAAAGCACUGAACUGAUGAGGAGAGUGCGCAGGUUCCAGAUAGCCCAGUACAACUGCUUGGUGAUCAAGUAUGCAAAGGACACUCGUUAUUCUGACACAGGCGUGGCAACACAUGACAAAAACAUAAUGGAAGCUGUACCAGCCACUCGUCUUGGAGACUUGCGGCCUCAGGCAUUACAAGCCUGUGUCAUUGGAAUAGAUGAAGGACAGUUUUUUACAGACACCGUGGAGUUUUGUGAAGAAAUGGCCAAUUUAGGGAAGAUAGUCAUUGUAGCUGCCUUGGAUGGAACCUUUCAGAGAAAACCCUUUGGAAACAUCCUGAACCUCAUCCCUCUAGCGGAGAGCGUGGUGAAGCUCCACGCCGUCUGCAUGCAGUGUUACAAAGAGGCUGCCUACACCAAGAGGAUAGGAGCAGAGAAGGAGGUGGAAGUGAUUGGUGGAACUGACAAGUACCAGGCGGUGUGUCGAAAGUGUUACGGAGGUCUGGUGGUGCAAAAAGAGAACAGCGCUCCUUUCAAGAGCGAAACUCCACAAAACGCCUACGGAGGAAAAGUUGUAGACUCUACGUUUCCCAGGAAGAUUUUCUCCUCUCUCCAACUUUGAACAAAAAAAAGACUUGCUGCAAAAGUUGAGCAGUGGGAACAAAUCCUGUAAUCAAUUGUUUGUGUGUGCGCAUUGGAGUGGCUUUCCUUAAAUCUAAAUGUUUUUCUGUUAUUUUAAGGUGCCUCUAAGUUACUGCUAAAUAACUAAAUUUGAACAUAAUAAUGUAUUUCCUUUGUUGGUAUUAGGUGUUGUAUAGGUGCAUGUAUUUUAAUUUUUUCAUAAUAUAAAGUUGCACUUAAAUGGCCAUAAACAAUGAUUUAAGCAACUUAUUAACUUUCAUAGGUUUAACUACUCUGUGGUUUUAAUAUGUAGUUUUAGUUUCUUUCAACAUCUUUAUCUUAAGCCUGCCUAAUGUAAGAUAUUCAAUUAUUUUGUUAAACUAAAUGUAUGGUGGUUUCUUAAUGAACUUAAAUGAUGCUUAUUUUCAGGUUCAUAUUUGUAUUUAGUGUCUACUGUGACAUGUUUCCAUGCUCUAAUGUUCAAAAAGCUCUUUAUUUUUCGGUACGUCCACACAGCAGCUUUUCAAAAAUCUUGGAGCUGGGCGUGUCUGAAAGCUUGGGGAUUUUUUGCGAGCAACGCGACCAACAACCAAUCACAUGAAUCUCCCGCCCCCGACAUACAAAGCAAAAAAAACCAAUAGUAUGAAGCUGCAGCGUCGGAGACGACACUUGUAGAACCACACACACAGGUCCCGCGUCACGUGACGGGAACCACACACACAGGUCCCGCGUCACGUGACGGGAACCAUAUUCUGUUGCACGUUCACAUGAAUGUUUAUAUGUAUAUUCUGUUAAUUUAGUUGAGAAUUUCAAAAAUGAAUAAAAAUGAAUUUCAAAAAUAUA
Gymnodraco acuticeps is the source of this 1719-nucleotide messenger RNA. RefSeq names its product thymidine kinase 1, soluble (gene tk1). The coding region runs from base 182 to 877 and encodes 231 amino acids. Gene Ontology annotation, molecular function: ATP binding; thymidine kinase activity. The record is from RefSeq and is a predicted model, not a curated record. NCBI's taxonomy places the organism in Eukaryota, Metazoa, Chordata, Actinopteri, Perciformes, Bathydraconidae. Gene Ontology annotation, biological process: thymidine metabolic process. The transcript has 7 exons.